CCUUCCGGCUUCGUCUGUACCCGAUUCUUCAAUCUUCUUCGAAGCAGAGAAGGGAACUGAAGGCGAUUCGUUCCUCCUGGCUACCAGUUUCUUUCCAUAUCCAAUUUCUCUGCUCAUUCUUAAUUUACAAGAAAUUACUUUAUUUGUUUCAAUUUUCUCAAAGCCGGGUUUAAUCUCAGGGGAUUGCUUGUCGUAGUUCUCUGAUCUCGAUCUUGAUCUCACGAUCUCUUGAAUCUCCUUCUUUUUCUCCAUGGAGGAGCAGCAGAAGACGGCGAACGAUCAAGCAGUCAAGGAGGAUCACGAGGAGAAUGAAGCAAUUGAGAUUGUUCUCUUUCAAGUUUCUGAAUGUUAUGUCUAUUUGAUACCCCCAAGAAAAAGUGCAGCUUCCUACAGGGCUGAUGAGUGGGAUGUGAAUAAAUGGGCCUGGGAGGGAAAACUGAAAGUCGUGAGCAAGGGGGAAGAAUGCAUUAUCAGACUUGAAGACAAGAGCACAGGUGAAUUAUAUGCUCGGGCAUUCUUAAGAGAUGGAGAACAGCAUCCAGUUGAAACUGUAAUUGAUAGCAGCAGGUAUUUUGUUCUUCGCGUAGAAGAGAAUAUUGGUGGUCGCCGUCGGCAUGCAUUUAUUGGCAUAGGAUUUCGGGAAAGAACUGAGGCUUAUGACUUCCAAGCAGCUUUGCAUGAUCAUAUGAAAUAUCUCAAUAAAAAGAAGAGUGCAGAAGAGAUGGAACAACAGUUCCAGAACACAUCCUCAGUUGAUUACAGUCUGAAAGAUGGCGAGACUAUAGUACUUCAAUUAAAAAGCAAAAAAAGCACUAGCAACAUCAAGAAGUGCUCUGAGCUGGAUGUGAAAGUUUCCUCAUCAGAAGAAGAUGGCAGCACAAAAAAAGAGUCCAUUUUUUGUAUCAAACCACCUCCACCUCCCCUAUCACCACUUUCACCUGUUGAAGCUCAGAAAUCUCCAACAAAUUUACCACCAAAUAUCAAUCUGGAAGAACCUUCUAAGCACAAGACCUCAGAACCAGCAAAAGAAGACUCCAAUCCUGCUGAAGCUCAAAGCACACUCGAUGUACCUGAUGAUGACUUCGGGGAUUUCCAGACAGCUGGGUGACAUGUGGACUGUGACAUGGAACUUGUACAUUCUCAAAUACCCUAUUGAUCUUCUGUUUUCAGUAGAUUCCGCGCUACGAAUUGCUUAGGCUUCACUUUACAGUUCAGAGAUUUCAUGUACUGUUGUUUAACCUAGUUGUGAGAUUAGGCUUGGAGAGUUGCCAAUAAAGAGUGAUCCAAAAAUUAUGUGAUUUUACCAUAAACUCAGCAGUUUAAAAAGAUUAACUGUGAUGAAGCUCAAGUAAAGAGACAAAAGGGAAUAUGGAACAUCAUGAAAAUUUUUAUUUCUCACAAGUUUUAUCUUGCUGUGUGGACGGUUCAACAAACAACUCUUGAAAACAGCGUAGGUUUGCUGUCUGCUGCUAUGAAUAAUUAUCAAGAGUUUAGGGUUUGUA
Molecule: messenger RNA, 1502 nt
Organism: Momordica charantia (bitter melon)
Lineage: Eukaryota; Viridiplantae; Streptophyta; Magnoliopsida; Cucurbitales; Cucurbitaceae
Product: Adaptin ear-binding coat-associated protein 1 NECAP-1
Biological process (GO): endocytosis
Cellular component (GO): clathrin vesicle coat; membrane
Source: RefSeq, a predicted model, not a curated record